AUGAACCAUUGCAUUGUUCCUCUCAAAAAAAUCACUCCAUGGAAACAUGAUUGGAGUAUUCGAGUAAAGAUUAUACGGCUGUGGAAAGAAACAGCUGUAGUUGAGGGAUCAAAACAAGAAUUAUUACAGUUGAUUUUGAUGGAUGAACAUUUGGAGAAAGUUCAGGCAACUGUUAAGCAUCCUGAUGUAGCUAUCUUUUCGGGUGUUCUAAAAGAAAGAAAUAUCUAUGAAUUUUCUAAUUUCAUUGUCGUCCCUAACUUAGGAGCAUUGAGAGUUACUAAACAUAAGUUCCAGAUUAUUUUCAAUGAGGAUACAUCUGUCAUCAAUAGUCCAGAUCCUAUUAUAUCCUCAUCUGGUUUAGAACUCUCCUGCAUUGAUGAAAUACUAGGGAGGAAAGUUGAUUAUGAUUAUUUAGUAGAUUUCAUUGGAAUUCUUUGUGACCUAAGAAGAGGGGAUGAUAUAGAUUUUAAUGGAAAAAGCUUCACUGUUAUGAUCCUUCAGCUAUAUGCUAAUGGCAAAAAAAUCCAGUGUAAUAUUAUUGGAGAGUUUUUCCCGGUGUUGGAUAUAACUCUCUUAACCAAGUUUCAGAGAGCACCUGUAAUUGUUUUGCAAUCUUUUAAGGUCAAAGUGAAAACAGAUAAAGUUAUUUUACAGAAUGUUUUGAAUGUAUCCACGGUUUCUGUCAAUCCCGAUUUAGAAGAGUCCGUUGACUUCCUUAGUCAAUUCAGUAUUGCAAAAUGCCACUUCUCAAGAUUGAUUCAUGCUGACUCAAGAGGUUUAUAUUGGAAGAUUGAUGAUGAAACUUUUGACUGGAGGCUCAUGAGAACCAUUGCUAAUCUAAAAUCUAAUGAGGAGGAUGGGCAAUUCUUUGUAUUGGGAAAAAUUACGAGUGUUGUUGAUGAUCCUGAGUGGUGGUACUUCUGUUGUAUUUGUGGUCAUCCAAUUGUAGGAAAUGACAAUGUUUUCCGUUGUCACUUGUGCAAUCGGGAGUCUGAACACGUUAUUGUCAAGUAUAGGGUUAAAGUUAUAGUGGAAGAUGGUACCUCUACUGCGAUGUUUGUGUUGUUGGAUACUCCAGUGACUAAAUUACUUGGAAAGACUUGUUCUGAGGCAUUCUUGGUCAAAGAAAACAAUCAUGAGGGAAUCCAGUUUUUGUACUGCCCUACUUUGUUCCAACAUCUUGUUGGCAUGAAAACAGUUUUUCAGAUUCAGACCAAGAGAGUUAACAAUAAAGGUUAUUGUGGUACAUUUAAGGUUAUCAAUGUUCUUGGCGAUCCACCUUUUUUUGAAAAAGCUGAGGUAGAAAAGUCUGAUAAUGUAUGUAGACAUCCUAUUUAA
Messenger RNA from Arachis duranensis, 1338 nucleotides. Its product is annotated as replication protein A 70 kDa DNA-binding subunit D-like. Bases 1 to 1338 code for a protein of 445 amino acids. NCBI's taxonomy places the organism in Eukaryota, Viridiplantae, Streptophyta, Magnoliopsida, Fabales, Fabaceae. The transcript has 9 exons. The record is from RefSeq and is a predicted model, not a curated record.